Molecule: messenger RNA, 4010 nt
Organism: Camelina sativa (false flax)
Lineage: Eukaryota; Viridiplantae; Streptophyta; Magnoliopsida; Brassicales; Brassicaceae
Product: protein EMBRYONIC FLOWER 1
Biological process (GO): negative regulation of DNA-templated transcription; negative regulation of flower development; shoot system development
Source: RefSeq, a predicted model, not a curated record
CUUCUUCACUUUCUCUCUCUUUGUUUCUCCAACAGUUCUCUCUCUCUCUACAAAGCUAAAAAAGAAAAAUAAAGUCCUCCCCUUUCUCUCUCCCCCCCCCUUUCGUCUUAGGGUUUCUGGAAAAAUCGCAGUCAAAUUCUACUCAUCUCCCGACGAAUCGAUCCUCGAAACUCAUCUAAUCUUCUUAUCCAUAACCUUAUCAAUCUCCCGAUAUAGUUUUUUCCCGUUGCCGCUUAAGAUCGAGCUCGAAUCUCGUAUCCACCCCCUUUUUCUUUUUUUCCCCUAAUUUCUGGUCGGAUUUUUAUCCAGCUCUAGUUGCGGAGAGAGAGUAAAGGUACAUGGAAGUUAAUCAUCACUGAGGCUUAUAAUUAUCUUCAAGCAAAUCAAUGGGAUCCUCCAUUAAGAUCAAUUCAAUAUCCAUAGAUCUUGCAGGUGCUGCCAACGAGAUUGAUAUGGUGAAAUGUGAUCAUUUCUCAAUACGUGCAUUCGUAGCUGAAACCCGUGAGAGAGACCAUAGAAAAUGUUGGCCGUUUUCAGAAGAGAGCAUUAGUUUGGUGGACCAACAAAACUAUGCUCUUCCUUCUUUAUCUGUGCCAAAGUUUAGAUGGUGGCAUUGUAUGAGCUGUAUCAAAGAUAUAGAUGCUGAUGGAACAAAAGAUACUACUGGACCUAAUGAUUGUGGACUGCAUUCAAACUCAAGAACUAUUGGAAACUCUUCGGUUAUUCCAAGUAAAAGCAAGUUGAAUUCGUUAACUAUCAUUGAUCAAGAGAAAGAAAGGAAAACUGAUAUUGCAGGUAAUGCUGUUGAGGAGAAUUUGGAUGUAAACUGUGAAAGAAUUCAGAAGGAUGAUCAGACAGCUACUACGUUUCUCAAGAAAGGUCGUGGUCGACCAACGAAUGCUUCCAUUGUUAGGAGCAAGAGUAGAAAGCUCGCGAGUCCAGAGCAGGUAGGUAACAAGAGAUCUAAAGAAAAGGUUAACAAACAAGAUGUGGAUCAUCAGGCUGUGACAACUUUCGGAUCAUCUGAAAUUGCUGGUGUGGUUGAAGAUACACCUCCUAAGGCAACCAAGAAUCAUAAAGGUAUCCGUGGUGGACUGUUGGAAUGCGAUAAUGGGUCAUCAGAGAGUAUAAAUCUUGCUAUGAGUGGGCUGCAGCGUAGGAAAUCUCGCAAGGUUCGUCUACUCAGUGAGUUGCUUGGUAAUACCAAAACCAGUGGUGGUGGUAGUAGUAAUAUCAGAAAAGAACAGUCUGCUUUCAAAAAGGAAUCGGUUAGAGGUAGAAAAAGAAAGUCGUUACCUGAAAACAAUUACGUCAGCCGGAUAUUAAGUACAAACGGCGCCACCUCUGAGAAUGCCUCCAAAAGUUGUGACUCUGAUCAAGGUAAAAGUGAAUCAACUGAUAGUGGGUUUGAGAGAACUCCAAUUAAGGGUAAGCAGAGAAACAGAAGAUUUCAGGUUGUUGACGAGUUUGUACCGCCACUUCCUUGUGAAACUGCACAAGAGGGUGUUAAGGAGCAUGAAGCAGAUCCCAGUAAGAGAUCAACUCCUGUCCAUUCUUUAUUCACUGGAAAAGAUUCGGUUCCUUGUCCUCCAGGUACUCAGAGAACAGAGAAGAAGCUCAGUUUAGCCAAGAAGAAAACAAAGAAGCACGUAACAGAUAAUGGCAAGAGCACCCUCAUCAGUUUUAAUACCGGCAUUGAUGGAAAUCAGGUUAUAUCACAAACUGGUCCUUCAGUAAACAUAGUUUCCCACACUCGAGAUUUAUUGAAUGAGAAGAGUUUAUUUGACAACCGUUUGGCUUCAGAAGGGUAUUUCAGAAAAUAUAUCCCUCAGCCUAAUGAUAAGCCGGUCACUUCUUUGCAUUUGCAAGACAAUGAUCAUGUCAGGUUAAGAGAUGCGGAACCAAACUGUCUUCGAGACUUUAGUUCCUCUUCUAAAUCCAGCACAGGUGGAUGGUUGAGAACUGGAGCAGAUGUUGUUGACUUCAGAAGCAACAACAACAACAAUACAAAUAGACCGUCUUUCUCGAACUUUAAGUUAAGAUACGCCCCUUCUUCUACUGAAGUUGCGGAUGUUUCCCGUGUGCUGCAAAAGGAUGCUUCUGGUGCAGACAGAAAGGGGAAGACUGUUAUGGUCCAAGAACAUGAUGGAGCACCCAGAAGCCAAAGCCACGAUAGAAAGGAGACUACGACUGAAGAGCAAAACGAUGAUAUUCCCAUGGAGAUAGUAGAGCUCAUGGCCAAAAACCAGUACGAGAGGUGUCUUCCGGAUAAAGAAGAAGACGUUAGCAACAAACAGCCAUCACAAGAAACGGCACACAAAUCCAAGAAUGCUCUGCUGAUUGAUCUGAACGAAACCUAUGAUAACGGGAUCUCACUUGAGGACAACAACAACACAUCAAGACCACCAAAACCGUGUGGUAGCAGUGCAAGGAGGGAAGAACACUUUCCUAUGGGAAAACAGCAGCAGAACUCUCAUGACUUUUUCCCAAUAAGUCAGCCUUAUGUGCCUUCUCCGUUUGGGAUCUUUCCUCCCACCCAAGAAAACCGAGCCAGCUCCAUCCGGUUCUCUGGUCACAACUGUCAGUGGCUUGGGAAUUCGCCAACUGUGGCUACUCAGAACCCUUCUCCAUCUUCAUUUCGGGUAUUACGUGCUUGUGAUACGUGCCAGAGUGUUCCUAAUUCUCAUCCAAUAUGGCCAUCUUCCAUGAUACCACCACAGAGUCAUCAUAAGCCAGUUUCUUUCAAUAUAGAUCAGUCAGCAAAGCCGGGUAUGCUUUCACAAACAGCCAACAAUGAAAACACAUGGAACCUCAACUUUGUUGCUGCCAACGGGAAGCAAAAAUGUGGGACUAAUUCAGAACUCUCAUUUGGCUGUAAACAUGCUGCUGGGCUUAGUAGUAGUAGUAGUAGGCCAAUAGAUACCUUUUCUAGUGAGAGCUCUAUACCGGCAUUGCAUCUACUCAGCCUUAUGAAUCCUCGGCUGAGGUCAACCACUCCCGCUGACCAACACGGAAACACUAAAUUUACUAAACGACAUUUUCCGCCAGUCAACAACCAGUCCAAGGAGUUUAUAGAGCUUCAAACAGGGGACUCUAGUAAAACAACCUACUCAACUAAGCAGUUGCCUUUUGAUUUUUACAACAAGAGAUUCGCACAAGACUCCUCUUCCAGAAAGAGUUUCCCCAUCAUACCACCUCUUGGUACGUCUUCAUUUUCUUUUCAAAAUGCUCAAGCUUCAUGGAGUCCUCAUCAUCAAGAGAAGAAAGCCAAGGGAAAAGACACGUUUGCUGCUCCGGUCUACAAUAAUACUAAUGAAAAGGCGGCGUUUGCGAGCAGCAACGACCAAGCGAAAUUCCAGCUUCUAGGGGCAUCGAACUCCAUGAUGCUCCCUUUGAAAUUUCACAUGACGGAUAAAGAAAAGAAACAAAAGAGAAAAGCAGAGAGCUGCAAUAAUGCCUCUGCGUGGCCACUCAAGAAUUCUGGACCCAUUGUGUGCAGCGUCAAUAGAAACCCUGCUGAUUUCACCAUUCCUGAACCUGGUAAUGUUUACAUGUUAACGGCUCAGAAUCUUAAGAUCCGAAAACGCACAACCUUCAAGAAGAAACCAAGCUUGUGUAAGCAGGAUGCAAUGAAGCACACCAAUAAGCCUGUUUGUCCACCUACAGAAAAUGCUUAAAGAGAUAUACGGCAUGGGAGAGAUUUGUUCAGACACUGAGGCAUAGCGAUUGACAAAGAAAGAGGGAUACAAAGAGAAAGAGAGAGAGCAUUCGUAUUGAAAUCAAGGAUAAUAAGUCAGACAGGAAACAGUAAACUGCAAAUCUUCCUCCUGUUCGUCAAACUCGUUUCUUAUGUUUUGUUCAAGCAUACAGUACUUGGGUAAACUCAGCGUGUGUAUAUAUUUAAAUUACUGUACUACCCCCUGAACAGGCCUUGUGUUAUUUUUUUUUUUGGGGAUACCAGAUACCUUUUUGGUUCGUUAUAUAAAAUUAUGUAGUCUUUAUUUAAACCA